AGAAGCCACCGUCCAACUGACUGCUGCAUAUAGUUCUCCGGAUAGAGUUGAGGAUUUCGUGUGGAGGUUUAAGAAUUUGUCGGAAUGCAAAUAGGCUCCGUGUGCUGUGGAGGAGGGAGCCAUCAAGGGAAGCGAAGGGUUGUUGCACUUUUAACAGCUCAGUAGCCAUUUGGUCUGUCCUCUUGAGAGAAGGGGGGCACUACCACCCGCCGCCUCCUCCUUUUUCUUUGUAAUGGCCCCGGGGCGGACUUGUGGUGGUGGUGGAAGGAGGGGACGGAGAGAGUCAGAGGGCCUCAUUUGCAUCUUAUUACCCUUCGCUUGCUGGCCCGGUAUAAAAUCCUGCGCAGGGGACGAAACCUAUCAGACUUACGCACUGAUACAUGUAAUCAAAGAGGAACGGAGGCUUGCUUUCUGUGUUUAGGAUGUGUGUUUUUUAGCAUCCGACAAGAAAUAAACUGGAACAAAUAAAGAAGACCGUCUUUUCUACAACGACUAGUUGGAAUUAACUCCGAUAUUCCCAUUCUGGAUUUCUUCAAAGGGGCUAUUCCGCUGGAUCUUACUUGUAUCUGUGAAAGUCAGAUUAAUUUUGAGAUAAAGUCCGACACUUUUGGGGGGUGAACAGAGGGACAGGUGACUCACACGCUGCAGGAAAAGUGACUUAAAUUUUAGCCUUGUGCGUAAAAAGUGCGCUUUGACUGUAGCACAGCGGACAGCUUUGAAAACUUUCUCCAUGAGUGUUUGAGUGUUGCUACACGGACCCACGGAGCUUUCACUGCUUGUUGAGGGGACUGUCAACACAAUGGGACGCCUGUGUCUGCUCCUGAUUGUCAGUCUGUCCUUACUCACCUGCCAGGUUUUGUGUUCCGGCGUGUUCGAGCUCAAACUGCAGGAGUUUCUCAACAAGAAGGGGAUACCUGGGAACGCUAACUGUUGUCCAGGAGGCGCAGCGCACCCGCAGGGCCACCAGCAGUGCGAGUGCAAGACUUUCUUUCGGGUCUGCCUGAAACACUAUCAGGCGAGCGUCUCCCCGGAGCCCCCCUGCACCUAUGGCGGCGCGGUGACUCCCGUGCUGGGCUCCAACUCCUUCCAGGUGCCGGAGACCAACGCUGACAGUUUCACCAACCCAAUCCACUUUUCCUUCGGCUUCACAUGGCCAGGGACGUUUUCACUGAUCAUUGAAGCUCUGCACACCAAGUCCCUGGACGACCUGACAACAGAGAACCCUGAGCGAUUGAUAAGCAGGUUCACCACACAGCGGCACCUUACCGUGGGAGAGGAAUGGUCCAAGGACAUGCAGACGGCCAGCAGGACAGAGCUGCGCUUCUCCUACCGCUUCUUGUGCGAUGAGCACUACUAUGGUGAUGGCUGCUCGGUCUUCUGCCGGCCUCGGGACGAUGCCUUUGGACACUUUACCUGUGGCGAGCGUGGGGAAAUCUUAUGCAAUUCCGGCUGGAAGGGCCAGUACUGCACAGAACCAAUUUGUCUUCCUGGCUGUGAUGAGGAACAUGGAUUCUGUGAUAAACCAGGAGAGUGCAAGUGUCGCGUGGGCUUCAGUGGGCGUUACUGUGAUGACUGCAUCCGUUACCCGGGGUGCCUCCAUGGCACCUGCCAACAACCGUGGCAGUGCAACUGCCAGGAGGGAUGGGGUGGACUCUUCUGCAACCAGGACCUAAACUACUGUACACACCACAAGCCUUGUCUUAAUGGAGCCACCUGCACUAACACUGGUCAAGGCAGCUACACAUGCUCUUGCCCACCUGGAUACACGGGUGCUAACUGUGAGAUCCAAGUCAAUGAAUGUUCAGGAAAUCCCUGUCGUAACGGAGGGAGCUGCAAUGACAAUGACGGUGGCUACAAGUGCACAUGUCCACUUGGUUUUUAUGGAAACAACUGUGAGUUAAGCGCCAAUACUUGUGCAGAUGGGCCUUGUUUCAACGGUGGACGCUGUGUAGACAACCCUGAAGGUGGCUACUUCUGUCAGUGCCCAUUGGGAUAUGCUGGUUUUACUUGUGAGAAGAAAAUUGACCAUUGCUCCUCCAAUCCCUGUUUAAACAGCGCAGAAUGUGUGGAUCUGGUGAACUCCUACCUGUGCCAGUGCCCUGAAAGAUUUUCAGGUCCCAACUGUGAGGUUAGCAGCAGUAUUUCUGGAUACUGUCAGUCCUUUCCUUGUCAGAAUGGUGGAACUUGCCAGGAGACAGUGGAUAGCUACACAUGCAAUUGCCCCCCAGGAUAUACUGGCAGAAACUGCAGCUCACCAAUCUCUCGCUGCAUUCACAACCCGUGUCAUAAUGGAGCCACUUGCCAUGAACGUGGCGGACGCUACGUGUGUGCCUGUGUGCCUGGCUAUGGUGGAAAUAACUGCCAGUUCCUCCUACCAGAAGUUCUCGGGGGUUCCCAGCCAGUCAUCGAUGGACCAGAUAGGCGAUAUUCAUCCUCAGAAAGUGGAAAUGCUGACAUUGAGGAGGAUGAUGACAGCAGAUUCCCAUGGACAGCUGUCUGUGCCGGAGUGUUCCUCGUUCUUGUGAUCCUGAUCAGUUGUUCUGUCCUAGUAGUCUAUGUUCGGGUCAAACUGCAAACCCGACACAAUCACAGCAGCGACAGUGUUCACAGUGACAGCCAAGAGACCAUGAAUAACCUCACAACCAAUAACUGUCUUCGAAGUGAGAAGGAGCUUGGUGGAAUGAUGACAACAUCAAUUAAAAACACCAAUAAGAAGGCAGAUUAUCAUGCUGACCUUGCUGGGUCACUUGGGGGCCUGAGCGGAAUCAGCAGCCUCAAUGGAUCUGAGAAAAAUGGCUUUAAGCCUCGUUACCCAAGUGUGGAGUAUAACUUGGUCCACGAACUCCGGCAAGAAGAUCUGUCACCAUUUGCAGAGGAGGAAUCUAAAGAGCCAGAGCACAAAUGUGAACCACUAGAUGAGCUGAUUACUGGGGAAGGAUUUAGGAAAAGACAAAACAGUGAUGCAUCGGAAAAGAAACCAGUGGCAGAGUCACCAGGAUGCAGCGAAACAAAAGAUCAAUCAACCACUGAUUUAAACUGUCACGCAGCGAGGGAUCCUCAGUACCAGUCAACCUGCGACCUCAAAUACCAGUCGAGCAGUGAGGCUGGGUAUCCCACUGCCAGUGACACCCGGUACCCCUGUUCCAGCGACACCAAAUACCAGUCUGUCUACGUCAUAUCAGACCAGAAAGAUGAAUGUAUCAUUGCUACAGAGGUAUAAUGAUGAUACCAGAUUCCUAUGGUUGAUGUUGUCCAUGCACACCAACCGUGAGCAGUAGAGCUCGGCUUGUUUCUGGGAGGUUUUACUCCUGCUGUUUGCUGCUGUUCCCUGGGAUUUCCUAGAGGACUUUGAGCCAAGGUAUUGAGGCACCAGUGCCGAGUCUUUACCUGCUUGGCCAUGACUGAGGACUACAGUGAUGCUACGGGUGAAUAUAGAAACUUCUUGGCCUUCGAUGGACGCAGGUCUAUUGGUGACUCUAUGCUAUGGAUGAAGCGCCAGAAUAAAGUGCCAGCACUCGUACAGACUUUAUACAGACAUAAUGCUGAUUCAGACAGUCAAAGACUGCUGGAGAACUCAUUAGGAGCUUACCUGAUGUCUCCUUGCAGCACUGGAAGAUUUACAGCUCAUAAGUGGAUGAACUGUUCUCUCCUGAUAAGCAGCGGAUCAUUGACUUGGAUGUUGACCGAUGAUAUUGUACGGUGGUGUACCGACUCAUUGAACAAUGUAGUACCUUUAGUGUACUGAAAACCUUUAAAGUACUGCUGUAGUACUGUUAUGUGCUGUGGUUUCACAUUGCUGUGUAAAAUCUGUCCUGGAUUUCCAAUUGUUUAUGUUCUGUGCAGUGCUGGAGAGUAGAGUAUGAAGCUGUUGCAAAAGUAGGAGUACCUGUAUUUAUAGGCUGCCCAUUUUUAGGAAUUCAUUCUGUAAAUCUCAAGCAGAACUUUCCAUACAAGAUUAUAUAAAUUUUAGGACCAAUUGUAGGACAGCCGAAUACCUUCAACUCUACAGCACUGACAGAUGUGGCUGAGCUGGUUCUCAGCAGGAAACAGAGAACUGAAAACUCCAGUAGUGACUGCAGAUCAAUCCACCAUGGAUGCUGUUGGGCCAUACUGGCCUCUGAACCCUGAAAAGUCAAGGGCAAGGAAUACAAGACAAAAUAAAUCAAACAAAUACAUGCAUGACAUUUAAGUAUCAAAUCAUCUGUUCAACUUAAAACAGACAGUUUGGCUUUUUUUACUGACCUCUUAAUGAUGAUGUUUUUCCAAGAGAACAAGGCCUAGCUAUAAAGUCUUAACUGCCAAGACCUUAUUGCACUAUAGAGGUGUGUGUGUAUAUGUGUGUGUGCGAGUGUGUGUACAGAGGACGUAAAUGACCGCAUUUGGUGUCGAUGUAUACACUGCCCACUCCCGCCCCAGUCUUGCGCUAUCAGCCAAUUCAAGGACACCAUCACACUACCUGCCACUGGUUAGGAUCUCUUGUUUUGUUUUUUAAAUUUUAUUUGUUAUCUAAAGAAAGAUGUAUGCAUUUAAUUUAAUUAUGUAAUUAUUUUUGCUCUAUUUUGUUGUGCUGUUUUUGUUAAGUCCAUUAUAAUUUAAGUUGUGUUGUUUUUAUUUGGCAGAUGGUGUAUGUAUGUACGUAUGUAUGUAUGCAUGUGUUAGGCACUUGAGACCACUGUGACUGUGUUGUAUUUAAGAGAAAAGUCGUAUGUACAAAACCUGUCAUUUUUUAUAACUGGAAAAUGAAAUAUUUUUCCAAAAUUAAAGAGAAACGAAAUCUA
Girardinichthys multiradiatus is the source of this 4778-nucleotide messenger RNA. RefSeq names its product deltaD (gene dld). The record is from RefSeq and is a predicted model, not a curated record. Gene Ontology annotation, biological process: Notch signaling pathway; establishment or maintenance of epithelial cell apical/basal polarity; multicellular organism development. Bases 800 to 3220 code for a protein of 806 amino acids. Gene Ontology annotation, cellular component: protein-containing complex; plasma membrane. Gene Ontology annotation, molecular function: calcium ion binding. NCBI's taxonomy places the organism in Eukaryota, Metazoa, Chordata, Actinopteri, Cyprinodontiformes, Goodeidae. The transcript is spliced from 12 exons.